Molecule: messenger RNA, 852 nt
Organism: Rodentolepis nana
Lineage: Eukaryota; Metazoa; Platyhelminthes; Cestoda; Cyclophyllidea; Hymenolepididae
Source: the annotation of a GenBank genome assembly
AUGCUUUUAUUGGAGAAUCCAAAAUCCGGUUCUCCCAUGUAUUCAUACACGUCACCACCAGUUAAUAAUAUCUCAAGUGAACUUGUUUCCACUCCCAGCGACAUGCUUCUCCCUGGCCAAAUACCUCAAAAUCCAUCCUCAAUGCUCUAUACCUCUGCUUCUCCAUCGAACUUUAACCCCAGCCAACCAAAAUCUGGUUACCUCAAUCCUGCUGCCAAUAAUAACAGCACCAUCAAUAGCAAUAAUAGUGGUACCAACAACAAUGGGGCAAUUUCAGAUAUAAUGUCUCACUCUAUGAUGCAAACGCCUCUGCAACCAGGGGCUAGUAAUUCUAAUAUUAUUACUGCGGGAAGUUUUUAUCGUUGGCCUCCACCUCCUAAUGGGCCAAAUAUUCCUUCCAAUCCCCCUACAAGUAAUGUUUCUCGAAUGCCCCACAUCGCCCAGAGACGCUCUAGUGGUGCGUCAGCAGCGGGAUAUAGAAUCUCUCCUCAUAAUCCUCCACCUCCAUCGGACUAUUCUCAUGCUCAGCAGUACUAUUUUCGUCAGCAACAGCAGCAGCACAAAGCGAUUAGUGAAACUGGAGCUUAUACUGGCAGCAAAUUGUCUGCUCCUGGAAAUCCUUCUGCAAAUCCUUCUGGUGUUAGUGGUAGCAGUAAUUGGAAAGAGAGACCACAUGUUGGAAAGUAUAGUCUCAUUCGGACAAUUGGAAAGGGAAAUUUUGCUAAAGUGAAGCUGGCUCAACAUGUUACUACGGGAAUGGAGGCAAGUACAAUUAUUUACUUUCACUUCAGACAAAGUGAUACUCUUUUACGUCGUUUGGCGAAUUUUCUUUUUUGGGUUGAGAUUAAAUGA